Aspergillus saccharolyticus JOP 1030-1 is the source of this 561-nucleotide messenger RNA. RefSeq lists its product as uncharacterized. The record is from RefSeq and is a predicted model, not a curated record. NCBI's taxonomy places the organism in Eukaryota, Fungi, Ascomycota, Eurotiomycetes, Eurotiales, Aspergillaceae. The coding region runs from base 1 to 561 and encodes 186 amino acids. The transcript is spliced from 2 exons.
AUGCAUCAAGAACAACUGAAAAGAACUCAUACAACAAUGAUUUUGGACACAGAGUAUGUUCAUAUGACGCUUGAGCCUAUCCAUUGGGGCUAUAAUCUUCUUUCAAGCUUUGCAAGCUGGGUUUUUCUUGCAGGAUAUUUAGUUGUGCCAGGUACUUUUACGACAUUGGAGACGACCAUCAAGAAUAGCUCAAGUCAAAGUACCAUGAACAGAAGAAUACUUGGUACUAUUCAAAAUCCACCACUCAUCGCUAUCUCAUUUAUUUGUUUUCUCUUUGGGCUGGCUAUUAUGGUAUUUUUAUUUUACCGUUGGAGAAGUAAUUAUAUUUGGCUGAUUAAUCGACUUUUCAUACCUAAUCUUUUGAAUGCCACUGCGGGCUUGAUCACAAGCUUCAUAAGCAUAUAUACCGCAAAAAACGGUGAUUGGUCAAUUAUGGCGCUUUUGAGUAUUAUUAUCACAGGACUAUCUGCAGUGAUUUAUCUUGCGUUGACUCUGGUUUACAAGUUCUGGAAACUGCAAAAGGUUAUUGAAGAACAUAAGAGGGUAACAAGGGCUCCAUGA